CUCUCACUUCCCUCCCCUACCGGCUGGACUCCGGCAGCCCCUUCCUUCUUCAGGCUUGGUGGCCUGCCUCACCUUAGGAACUGAAGAAGGAACUUGGGCCAGAUGUGCCAGGAACGCCCCCGGUGCAAGCGACAGACUAGUCCUCUCCCUUUCGCAAGGGUCGUUUUCCUCUGAAAACUGGGGUCGGAGGAGGAGGAGGUGGAGGAGGAGGAGCUCUCUCAUCUACCCGGAGACUCUGCUCUUUAUCUUUUCUGUGCAAAUACGGAGAGAGCAGUAGGAGGGAAGGUCUUUGACCCCUGUGAUGGGAAACACGGGAGCUUUCAAAAGAAGUCUUUUAAUCUCUGCCUUGUCUUAUUUGGGUUUUGAAACUUAUCAAGUCCUUUUCCAGUCUUCUGUGGUUCAUGCCACAGCCAAAGUCACCAGAGUUGAAGAAAUCCUUGAACAAGCAGACUACUUAUAUGAAAGUGGAGAAACAGAAAAACUUUACCAGUUGCUAACCCAGUACAAGGAAAGUGAAGAUGCAGAGUUACUGUGGCGUUUGGCACGGGCAUCACGUGAUAUAGCUCAACUUAGUGGAACCUCAGAAGAGGAGAAAAAGCUUUUGGUGUAUGAAGCCCUGGAGUAUGCAAAAAGAGCCCUAGAAAAAAAUGAAUCAAGUUUUGCAGCUCAUAAGUGGUAUGCAAUCUGUAUUAGCGAUGUUGGAGAUUAUGAAGGAAUCAAGGCUAAAAUUGCAAAUGCCUACAUUAUCAAGGAGCAUUUUGAGAAAGCAAUUGAAUUGAACCCUAAAGAUGCUACCUCAAUUCACCUUAUGGGUAUUUGGUGUUACACAUUUGCUGAAAUGCCCUGGUAUCAAAGAAGAAUUGCUAAAAUGCUGUUUGCAGCUCCUCCUAGUUCCACCUAUGAGGAGGCCUUAGGCUACUUUCACAGGGCAGAGCAAGUGGAUCCAAACUUCUACAGCAAAAACUUACUUCUUUUAGGAAAGACAUAUUUGAAGCUACAUAACAAAAAGCUUGCUGCUUUCUGGCUAACAAAAGCCAAGGACUAUCCAGCACACACAGAGGAGGAUAAACAGAUGCCCUACAUAGAGCACAGAAGAAUAAUCCUUACGUACAAGUCUGCUGAAUGUCUAAACACCAUUAUUAUCACAAUUAUUUGAGAGAAAAUGCAUUUACCCAUGAGCUCAGCAAAUCCUCCUAGAGGUAAACGGCAGGUUCCAGUGACAAACUGCAACAGUCGCAUUCUUACUUCAUUGUCUGUCUCUUUCACAAACUGUGUAACAAAAUCGAAUUUACUUUACUAUAAAAUAAAUACUUGAUUUUUUUCAGUAA
Molecule: messenger RNA, 1328 nt
Organism: Phacochoerus africanus (Common warthog)
Lineage: Eukaryota; Metazoa; Chordata; Mammalia; Artiodactyla; Suidae
Gene: RMDN1
Product: regulator of microtubule dynamics 1
Exons: 10
Coding region: 302-1156 (284 amino acids)
Cellular component (GO): spindle microtubule; mitotic spindle pole; cytoplasm
Molecular function (GO): microtubule binding
Source: RefSeq, a predicted model, not a curated record